AUGGGUGUAAAUGGGCGUUUUGUUGAUGAAUCACAACAAAUGGUAAAAUUGGGUAAGAGGAGCUGGAAGACGCACUUGUUGAAACCAUUAUCAUGGACUCCAAAUAUUAAAGCAAAACAAGCAAAUACAUGUUGGGUGCAACUGUCUGGUCAUCAAGGUAGUCUUAUAUCUAAUGGUAAAGGAAGCGUUUUAAAACGUUACUGCCAAAGUGAAGCCCAAUGUUUAUUACAACUCCAGCUAGAUAUACUGAGAUCAUUUGUCCCCAAGUAUCAAGGCGAGAAGCUGCUCGAUGGUGAACGUUACGUAAAAAUGCAAGAUUUGCUGUACAAUUUUAAAUCACCAUCAAUAAUGGACUGCAAAAUUGGACAGCGUACUUUUUCAGAAAGUGAAGUCAUUGGAGACUCUUCAGAAAAUAUUCGGAAAGAUCUCUACUUGAAAAUGAUGUCUACUUCACCUAACGCACCGACUGAAAGAGAACAUCAUGAAAAAGGUGUUUCAAAACUACGCUAUUUGCAGUGGCGUGACACAAUUAGCUCAACGGCUGAGUAUGGUUUUCGCAUUGAAGCAAUCAAGACUUCUGGUGAAUCCACUCGAAAAGAUUUUCAAAACACUCAUACAUGGAAUGAAAUAAUAAAUCACUUUAAAUUAUUCGUAAAACACCGUAAAAUAAUUGCUCAAAACUAUUUAAUCCGAUUAUUAAAGUUGAGAACUAUACUGGAAGUUUCCGAUUUCUUUGCUAAACAUGAGUUUAUCGGUUCUUCAUUAUUAUUUGUUCAUGAUGAAUCAGGCUAUGCUAAUAUCUGGUUAAUUGAUUUCGCUAAAAUAGGCACUCCUUCGAACAAUCAUAUUCGUGUAAACCAUCGUUCUGUAUGGAAAAUUGGCAAUUAUGAAGAUGGUUAUUUAAUUGGAAUUGAUAAUUUAGUGAAAUUAUUCGAGCAAAUUAUUCAUGAAUGUCAGUAG
Schistosoma rodhaini is the source of this 960-nucleotide messenger RNA. Lineage: Eukaryota; Metazoa; Platyhelminthes; Trematoda; Strigeidida; Schistosomatidae. The record is from the annotation of a GenBank genome assembly.